Camellia sinensis is the source of this 747-nucleotide messenger RNA. The record is from RefSeq and is a predicted model, not a curated record. Lineage: Eukaryota; Viridiplantae; Streptophyta; Magnoliopsida; Ericales; Theaceae.
AUGGGAGGGUGCCUUAUAUAUGAGCAUGAGGCUCUUAAUGCUCUGUCUGUCUUUCUGGUUUCUGCUAAAGUAGGUAUUGUGUCGACUCGCCGCGCCCGUGUGAAUAAGUAUAUACGGGAGAGUUUGAAGAACACCAUUAAACCACUCUCCGUCGAAUCUCACUCCGGCGACUUGGGUCGCAGUGUCGUCGUGUUUGGAGUUAUUGCAGUAGGUGGCGUGCAAACCACGGUGAUCCUCGACGACGACGGUACUCAGAGUUGCAGUAGUGGGCACUAUGACGUGUUCUUGAGUUUCAGAGGUGAAGAUACUCGCAAAAACUUUACUGAUCACCUCUACGCGACUUUGGUUCAAGUUAGAACUCACACCUUCAUGGACGAUGAUGAACUCCCAAGAGGACAUGACAUUUCUUCGGCCCUGCUAAAAUCAAUCGAAGAAUCGAGGAUCUCCAUCGUUGUUUUCUUAACAAACUAUGCUUCUUCCAGAUGGUGCCUUAAUAAGCUCGUGAAGAUCAUUGAAUGCAAGAAAACACUUGGACGAUUAGUUCUCACACUAUUCUACGAUGUCGAUCCAUCUGAUAUACGACACCAAACAUGGUGUUUUGGAGAAGCAUUUGGAAGACAUGAAAAAUGUUACGUGGAUGAGAUGGAGAAGGUGAAGGUGAGGAAAGCUGCCCUAUCUGAAGCUGCUAAUUUAUCAGGCUGGGAUUUCCAAAAUGUUGCUAAUGGGUUAUUUUUAAUAUCCUUUUAA